AUGUUCCAUGCUCCUAUUUUGCGUGUGAGGAAAAGGUCGAGGCCAGCGGAAGGUGACGUUCCCAGGCCUGAAGACGUGAAGUUUGAGGAUGUCAGACUGUACCUGGUGGAGAGGAAAAUGGGCCGCAGCAGGAGAAGCUUUCUGACCCGGCUGGCUAGGUCAAAGGGCUUUAUUGUGGAAGACGUCCUCAGUGAUGAGGUCACUCAUGUGGUGUCAGAGGACAGCCACGCUUCAUCCCUGUGGAAGUGGCUAAAGGAGCGUUCCCCAAAGAAUCUCCAAAACGUGAAUGUGUUAGACAUCAGCUGGUUCACUGACAGCAUGAGAGAGGGGAGACCUGUUGUUGUGGAGACCAGACACCUCAUUCAGGACAAUUUGCCCACAUUGCCAGAAGGUUCUACAUCCGCUCCUGUGACCACCGUUUCUCAAUACGCCUGCCAGAGAAGGACGACGACCGAAAACCAUAACAAGAUAUUCACAGAUGCUUUUGAAGUGCUGGCCGAGAGCUCGGAAUUCAGAGAGAUGGAGGGUCCAUGCCUGGCAUUCAGGAGAGCGGCGUCUGUCCUGAAGAGUCUGCCCUGGGCGGUGCAGAGCCUCGGGGCCACUCGGGACCUGCCCUGCCUGGGGGAACACACCAAAGCAGUCAUGGAGGAGGUCCUUCAAUGUGGCCGCUCGUUUGAAGUCGAGAAAAUACUCUCUGAUGAAAGGUAUCAAACACUUAAGCUGUUCACGAGUGUGUUUGGGGUUGGACCUAAGACGGCUGAGAAGUGGUAUCGCAGAGGGCUGCGCUCAUUCACUGACGUUCUGGCAGACCGCGGCAUUCAUCUAAACCGGAUGCAACAAAGUGGUUUUCUGCAUUAUGGAGACAUCACCAGGGCUGUCAGCAAAGCAGAGGCCCGAUCCCUGAGGAACGUUAUUGACGAAGCCGUCCGUGCGGUCUCACCAGCCGCCACACUGGCACUGACAGGUGGCUUCCGCAGGGGCAAGGAGUUUGGUCAUGACGUGGACUUUAUCGUGACCACACCGGAGCCGGGGAGAGAGAAGAGUCUGCUACCCAACGUUAUUAACGGACUGAAAAAGCAAGGCAUUCUGCUGUUCUGUGAAUACCAGGCGUCCACCUUUGAUACGGCUAAGCUUCCCAGCUACAGGUUUGAGGCCAUGGACCACUUUGCAAAGUGCUUCCUGAUCUUGCGGCUGGAGGCCAGCCAAGUGGAGGGAGGUCUCCACUGUGCCGAGGGGGACGGCAGGGGUUGGAGGGCAGUGCGUGUGGACUUGGUGUCGCCACCAAUGGAUCGUUUCGCCUUUGCUCUCCUGGGCUGGACCGGCUCCAGGCAGUUUGAGAGAGACCUGAGGAGGUUCGCUCGAGUAACGCAGCGGAUGAUUCUGGACAACCACGGCCUGUACGACAAAACCAAGAAAGAGUUCCUGGCAGCCACGACUGAAAAGGACAUCUUCGCCCAUCUGGGUCUUGAGUACAUCGAGCCUUGGCUGAGAAAUGCGUAGGUCUCGGCUGUUCCCUGACUGGAUGGCAGCCGUGCGCACAUCACUGUUUAUCCCAUCUGCUUACCAUUCUGCGGCUCUCCUGUGAUUCAUUUUCAAACAGCUUUUGAUUUCCAUGCCGUUUUGUUUUUGUUGUUAUCGUUAUUGUCCUUCUCGUUGUCUAGACCGAUGUAUGAUUCAUAAUUCUGCUUAUUCACUAUUGUCUGUUAGCGAGUAAACACUCCCCUAUGCAAUUCACGGCUUGCCUGUCUCUGAGUGUUAUAAUCAUAGGCGGGACACAAAGACAAAUCAGUCCGAGUGUGAAUCCCCUCGGGUGCCUGCAAGGUGCAGGCGGAGGAAAGAGGAAAUCUGAAAUAAACACAGAGGAGAGGGAAAGAUGGAAGUGGGUGACCACAGAGAGAAAGGCAGGGUGAGGAGGAAGACAGGAAGCGAUGAGAAAAGGGAAGGGGAGAGCGAGCUUUUGUUAAGCAAAAUGUUGUAAUCACCCUCCUCCUGGCAGGAAAGUGCUUGAUGUGAAGCUGAGCCAGGUCUCUGGGGGAAUCGAGAGGCGGGUAAUGAGCUUCAGAUAGAGGAGCGUUCGCUGUCGCCAUUUAGCCCCCAUUGAUGCCUACGUCCACUGGAGAUCAUUUAGCUGGCAUGCAGCAAUCCAAAGACCCACAGUCUCUGCUCUUGUUCCACAAUGAAUCCCCUUUCCCAGAUGCUCAGAUGAAAUUAGAGGCAAUCAACUAACCGGGAAAUCAAGAAGAAUUCAGACGGAAGGUAAAUUAGUCCACUAAACACAUGAAUGGGUCUCGGCAUUCAAAGCAACUCUGACUCCAGUGCAUAAAACAUGUAUUACGUUAUUGGUUUGACUUAGUCUUAGGUUUAAUAUAUGAUGCUUGCUUAUCAAGAUUUGUGUCCUUAUUUUGUCCGUACCGUGGCUGUGUAGGACAAUAAUUCACCAAUGCGGAAACUUUAUUGAUCCCUGUGAGCAACUUGGGUCAUUCUGACUUGUUC
This is a messenger RNA of Etheostoma spectabile (orangethroat darter), 2493 nucleotides long. It is a transcript of the gene dntt, whose product is annotated as deoxynucleotidyltransferase, terminal. Gene Ontology annotation, cellular component: nucleus. NCBI's taxonomy places the organism in Eukaryota, Metazoa, Chordata, Actinopteri, Perciformes, Percidae. Gene Ontology annotation, biological process: double-strand break repair via nonhomologous end joining. The record is from RefSeq and is a predicted model, not a curated record. Gene Ontology annotation, molecular function: DNA nucleotidylexotransferase activity; DNA binding; DNA-directed DNA polymerase activity.